GGCGACACUUAAAAAUUCCAAGUCAUGUCUUUUCUUUUAAAAUCUAGAUUAGUGGUGGUGAGCGGCCGGCAAUUUAUUUUGAGAGGUGAAAUAAAUAAACACCGGUUUGUUACAAUGUCUCAGUUAUUGGACAAAGUGUUAGAUGUUGAGAUCGAUGGUUUUGGAAGAUUUAAAUAUAUCUUGAUCAACGUGCAGGACGAUGCUAGCAAAGCUAGUAAGCAAAUUGUUAGAGGAAAUGCAAGAUCACAGUGGCAUGCUGAUAUAUUCGACAAGAUUAACGAGGAAAUCAAGAAACAUCCUGGUUUGCAGACAAAUUGCUUAGGCGGUGGAAGAAUUGAACAUGAUCCUGAUAACAAAACUAUUAAAGUUUUUGGAUAUUCGCAAGGAUUUGGCAAAGCUGAUCAUCAAGUGUCGGUUGAGUUACUGAAGAAAAAAUAUCCUGACUACGACAUUACAUGGUCGGACGAAGGCUACUAAUCAGGAAAUACAUAAUGACGUAUAUUUUUCUCGUUUGCAAACAUUUUUUGGAUUUAAUAAAUAUACAUGUAAUAAUAUAGGAAUUAAAACACCCUGACUCCC
This is a messenger RNA of Nylanderia fulva, 579 nucleotides long. Its product is annotated as 14 kDa phosphohistidine phosphatase. Gene Ontology annotation, biological process: peptidyl-histidine dephosphorylation. NCBI's taxonomy places the organism in Eukaryota, Metazoa, Arthropoda, Insecta, Hymenoptera, Formicidae. Gene Ontology annotation, molecular function: protein histidine phosphatase activity. The record is from RefSeq and is a predicted model, not a curated record. Gene Ontology annotation, cellular component: cytosol.